UUUAUUACUAUUUCGGAUUUACCAUGUGUUUUCAUUUUGAAUUAUUUGUAAAUAAUUAAUUCAUUUUAUUAAUUCAACGCAAAAAUUUGAUUAUUAAAAACAUGCCUCAGGCACAUCGUCCUGGCCAUUUGAAGCAGAGCAAUAAAACUCAUAAGUCCCGCCAUCGUUCGAAACGGGGUAUAGCGGCCGCUGUUAAAGGUAAAGUAAAUGUGAAAGAAAUAGUUCGACGCAAUCGUCAUAUUCUAAAAAAAGAUGAGCGUCGUCAUCAAGCAAAUCAAAUUCGCAAAAACAAACGUGAAGAGGUUUUGGCUAAGAAACGUGCGCUUGGUGGUUCUCGGUACCCACCAUUCUUGGUGUGUGUAGUACCACUAAAUGCUCAGUUAGAUGUCCAGUCCGCCUUGGUCAUAUUGAAAACAUGUUCUGAAGGGGUUGUAGUUUCACAGUCUGAAAAUGGAAUUGUGCAUAUUGGCUUACCAAAUUUCAAGCAACACUUCUCAUUUAUUUGCCCGGAAGUAGGUAAUGAUUUUGCUCUCUUGGAUUCUCUUAAAAUUGCUGACACAGCAUUGUUUGUUAGCUCAGCAUUAGAUGAACCUGUUGAUGAAUGGGGGGAGAAGGUGCUAGCAUUAGCAAUGGCCCAGGGGAUGCCCACUCCUGUAGUAGCUGCCAUGGAUAUAGAAGGGGUGAACCCUAAAAAACGCACCUCUGAAAAACAAAAUGUUCAAAAGCUUAUUUCAAAAUGGUUACCAGAAGAGAAAGUUAUGCAAUUAGAUAAAAGUUCUGAUGGACUAAAUUUAUUACGUAGAAUUGGCAAUCAGAAACGCAAUAUAAUUCAUCACAGGGAAAAGAGACCAUACUUAUUAGCAGAAGAAGUUCAAUAUGUGCCUGAUGCAGAAGGAGAAAGUGGCACUUUAAAAGUUAGUGGCUAUUUACGUGGGAUGCCAUUAAAUGUAAAUGGCUUAGUGCAUAUAAGUGGGUUAGGAGACUUUCAGAUGGUGAGAAUUGAUGGACAUGAGGACCCACAUAGUCUAAGUGUAGGAAAGGAGAAAACAAAAUCUGAUUCAAUGGAAGCUGAAGUUGCUACAGUGUCAGUGUUACAAAUAGCUGAUCCUGUUAAGCAAGAGAGUUUAGCAUCUGAAAACAUACCAGAUCCAAUGGAUGCAGAACAGACAUGGCCAACAGAGGAAGAGAUUGCACAAGCUAAUCUAGAGACAAAAACAAAGAAGGUUAAAAAAGUUCCAAAAGGAUGGUCUGAUUACCAAGCUGCUUGGAUAGUAGAAUCGGAUGUAGAAGGCGAAGGUUCAGAUGCAAGUGACAGUGCAAGUGAUAGUGCAGAUGACAAUGAAGAUUUUAUGUCAUGUGAAGAAGAUAACUCAGAUGUAGAGGAUGGUGACAAUAACGACUUUGAAUCUGUUACUGAGUCUGAAGUUGGUGUUAGUGAUGAAAAGUAUGAUACCACAAUUGAUGCUCAUGAGGAACAUGAAAUGCUACAGAAGUUGGCGGCUGCUAAGGAGGAUAAGCAAUUUCCUGAUGAGGUUGAUACUCCUCAGGAUGUACCGGCUAGGGAACGAUUUAUGAGGUACAGGGGCCUGGAGUCUUUUAGGACCUCAACAUGGGAUCCUAAGGAAAAUCUGCCGGCAGAUUAUGCUCGUAUUUUCCAGUUCGAAAAUUACGAUCGCACGAGGCGAAGGAUUUUUAAGGAGAAUGAAGAUAGUUUAAUUAAUAUGUAUGGAUUUUAUAUAACCAUUCAUGUAAAAAAUGUUCGGCAAGAUCUCUGGAAGGCUUACCAUGCAGCGAACCAAAAUGCUCCACUUGCUGUGUUUGGUCUGUUGCCUCACGAGCAUAAGAUGUCACUUAUGAAUGUGGUACUGAAGCGGACUGGUGCCAGCGAUGAGCCCAUUAAAAGUAAGGAGAGGCUAAUAUUCCAAGUGGGAUACAGGAGGUUCAUUGUAAAUCCUAUAUUUAGUCAGCACACUAAUGGUAGUAAACAUAAGUAUGAAAGAUUUUUCCAGCCAGCAUCUACAUGUGUUGCCACAUUCUUUGCUCCAAUUCAAUUUAGUCCAUCAACUGUAUUAUGCUUUAAGGAGAAAAAGAACACAAAAUUGCAAUUGAUUGCUUCUGGUGUGUUGCUAUCAUGCAAUCCUGACAGGUUGAUUAUCAAAAGAAUUGUACUCUCUGGACAUCCAUUCAAGGUUCACAAAAGGUCUGCUGUCAUACGAUUUAUGUUUUUCAACCGUGAAGAUGUGUUGUACUUUAAACCGUGCAAGCUUAAGACAAAAUAUGGACGGACUGGUCACAUCAAGGAAUCAUUAGGUACCCACGGGCACAUGAAGUGCGUAUUCGAUGAUCAGCUGAAGUCACAAGACACAGUGCUACUGAAUCUUUACAAACGGAUGUUCCCUAAAUGGACGUACGAGAACUGCAUCGUCACCGACAGAGAUAGCAAUAGCGAUGUCAUGGAGUCAUAGAUUAAAAAUAAAAGUUUUUAUUA
Molecule: messenger RNA, 2488 nt
Organism: Achroia grisella
Lineage: Eukaryota; Metazoa; Arthropoda; Insecta; Lepidoptera; Pyralidae
Gene: Tsr1
Product: pre-rRNA-processing protein TSR1 homolog
Exons: 9
Coding region: 102-2465 (787 amino acids)
Biological process (GO): endonucleolytic cleavage of tricistronic rRNA transcript (SSU-rRNA, 5.8S rRNA, LSU-rRNA); ribosome biogenesis; maturation of SSU-rRNA from tricistronic rRNA transcript (SSU-rRNA, 5.8S rRNA, LSU-rRNA)
Cellular component (GO): nucleus; preribosome, small subunit precursor
Molecular function (GO): GTPase activity; GTP binding; U3 snoRNA binding
Source: RefSeq, a predicted model, not a curated record